UAGAAACAGGACAGCAGGCAUUGCACCAAUGGUGGGCGCUACGAUCGAGAACUCGAGCAGUACCGCCAGCACCAGUAGCAGCAACAGCAACAGCAACAACAGUGGAUGUGCCGGCUCGGCCCCCCGCUCGGCCGCGUGCCUCAGGCGUGCAGGACCCUUUGUCGUUCCCGAUGCCGUGGCGUGGCUGGACCACUUGACCAUGCAGCUUGAAACUGACACUGCAGGGGGCAAGACGCAGUACCAACUGACUAUGAAGUACACACCCAACCAGCAGAAGCUCGAAUCAUGCGCCACGUGGACCGUUAGCCGCGGCUUCGACGAGUAUCGGGCCUUCCAGAAACGGCUACUCAAGCGCAUGCAGCGCGGGCACUCGUGUGGCGCCGAAUGCAAGUGGCUUUACAAAGUGGUCAAGCACUAUUUCCCUCAGAAGUCGCUGUUCUGCAACAAUUGCCCCAAAGUGGUGGCGGCACGGCAACAGACACUUAUCCGCUGUCUCACCACAGUACAGGCAUCACUUGUAAACCGCGGCAAUCAGAGCUGCCGGGUGCUAGCACACGACGUGGCUGCCGAGUUCAAUCGCUUCGUGGUCAAAGGCAUGAAGGACCUGGAGGCUAACGCCAUAGCUGAUGACUCGCGGUCGUUCGAACUCAGUGCCAUCACACGCGAUUCGCUGGACUCACUCGACUCGGAGAGCGAAGACGAUAGUGACUCAGAGGACGAAGAGGAGGAGGAGGAGGAGAGUGACUGUGACGCCUGCCACAGUCGACACGUCGUGUGCCGUACCCACAGCAACCUCAAGGCAUAG
Messenger RNA from Phytophthora infestans T30-4, 805 nucleotides. RefSeq lists its product as uncharacterized. Lineage: Eukaryota; Oomycota; Peronosporomycetes; Peronosporales; Peronosporaceae. The transcript has a single exon. The record is from RefSeq and is a predicted model, not a curated record. Gene Ontology annotation, molecular function: phosphatidylinositol binding. The coding region runs from base 29 to 805 and encodes 258 amino acids.